Messenger RNA from Conger conger (European conger), 2472 nucleotides. RefSeq names its product cationic amino acid transporter 2-like. Gene Ontology annotation, molecular function: amino acid transmembrane transporter activity. Gene Ontology annotation, biological process: amino acid transport; transmembrane transport. Bases 73 to 1944 code for a protein of 623 amino acids. The transcript is spliced from 12 exons. The record is from RefSeq and is a predicted model, not a curated record. NCBI's taxonomy places the organism in Eukaryota, Metazoa, Chordata, Actinopteri, Anguilliformes, Congridae. Gene Ontology annotation, cellular component: plasma membrane.
UUCAACAGGAACUCACAGCAUCAUUUUGCCUUUAGGCAGGGACAGAUCUGACGUGGACAAACUGAACACAGGAUGGCUGGCGCAGCGGUGCUCGCGUUCCUGCAGGGGCUGACCCGGAGGAAGCCCCUGGAUCCGGAAGGAGAGGUGUCCACAUUCCGCCGGUGCCUGAACACCCUGGACCUGGUGGCCCUGGGAGUGGGCUCCACGUUGGGAGCAGGGGUGUACGUGCUGUCUGGCGAGGUCGCCCGGACCAUUUCCGGCCCCAGCAUCAUCAUCUCUUUCUUCAUCGCUGCCUUGGCGUCCAUUUUCGCCGGGCUGUGUUACUCCGAGUUUGGCUCCAGGGUCCCCAAAACAGGCUCCGCCUACCUCUACAGCUACGUCACAGUUGGGGAGAUCUGGGCCUUCAUCACGGGCUGGAACUUACUGCUCUCUUACGUUAUUGGUACCUCAAGUGUAGCCUUGGCGUGGAGUGGAACCUUUGAUGAUCUCCUGGGAAAUGUCAUCUCUGACUACUUAAGCAAGCAUGCAGCGAUGGGCUUACCUGGCCUGGCUCCCUACCCAAACAUCUUUGCAGCAGGAUUGAUCAUGCUCCUUGCCAGUCUCUUGGCGUUUGGAGUGAAAGAGUCGACCACAGUCAAUAAGAUCUUCACUGCCAUCAACAUCCUUGUGUUGAUUUUUGUCGUCAUAUCUGGAUGCAUCAAAGGAAACCUGGAUAACUGGCACAUCAGUGAAGAAACCCUUCUGAAUGCUACUUGUGUCGCUGAAAACCUUACCUCCGUGGUGAAUGUGACAAGCAAAUUUGGCGUGGGAGGUUUCUUCCCCUAUGGUGUGGAGGGAACACUAUCUGGAGCUGCCACUUGUUUCUAUGCCUUUGUUGGGUUUGACUGCAUUGCCACUACAGGAGAGGAGGUGAAGAACCCUCAGAAGUCCAUCCCCAUGGGCAUCGUGGCCUCCCUGCUCAUCUGCUUCCUGGCCUACUUCGCGGUUUCGGCUGCCCUGACCCUCAUGAUGCCGUACUACAUGCUGAACAUACACAGCCCGCUGCCCGUCGCUUUCUCCUACAUCGGCUGGGGAGCCGCCAAGUACGCCGUCGCCGUGGGCUCCCUCUGUGCCCUCUCCACCAGCCUCCUGGGCUCCAUGUUCCCGAUGCCGCGCGUUAUAUUCGCCAUGGCGAGGGAUGGCCUCCUCUUCAAGUUCCUGAGCACAGUCAGCUCACGCAAGAGUCCUGUGAUGGCCACACUCUCUUCCGGCACAGUGGCGGCCAUCAUGGCCCUCCUGUUUGACCUGAAAGCUUUGGUGAAUAUGAUGUCUAUUGGAACACUCUUUGCCUACACUCUGGUGGCCAUUUGCAUUCUCAUUCUCAGGUACCAAGAAGACCCUGAUGAAGACUGCACUGAGAUCUGUAAAGAAGAAUCUUUCUCCAGUAUGAGCAUGUUAACCCCUCCAUCUCUCCCCACUGCAAAAACCUCCAGAAUUGUAACAACAACCACAUCAGUCAUCGUCGCCCUGGUCCUGGUUCUGGCUGUGAUCCUGACGGUGGCCCUGUGGUCCCUGGUCCGGAAAGAGGUGUGGAGCCUGCUGUGCCUGUCUCUCCUCCUGCUCGCUAUCUCCCUCGCCACCCUCCUCAUAUGGAGACAGCCCAAGAACCCCACCAGGGCUCCCUUCAUGGUGCCCUGCAUCCCAGUGCUCCCUGUGGUCAGUGUCUUCAUCAACAUUUACCUGAUCGUCCAGCUGGGGCCGGAUACCUGGGCGCGAUAUGCCGUCUGGAUGGCAGUGGGAUUCUUAAUCUACUUCAGCUAUGGGGUCCGUCACAGUGUGCAGAAACAACGGCUGCUCAAUGCCCAGAACAUGCAGAUGGUCCAGACCAUCCAGACUCCUGAAGAGGGGGGUGGGGAGAAGGCAGACAAGGGUCAACCCAAUGGGGCGGGGGUGGAGCCAAAAUAGAGGUGACUCAGAAGAAGGACUUACGUAUAUAUACAGUAUCUGUAAAUGAAAUGCCUGUAUUUCAUAUUCACAAAUACAAGCACACACACACAGACACAUAAUCUAUGCACAAUUUUUAGGCAAAAUUCCAUCCACAAAGAUUUUUUUUACAGGAAGAUUAUUCAAUUAUGAAAGAGUCCCAUUGUAAUUCAGUUUUGAAUUUAAUAUUAUGCAUUAAAAGGUUUUUUUAAAGUAUGCCAUAAUAAAAGAUUGUUUAGGAAUAAACUGAAUACAAUGUACAGUAUAUGAUUGAUGUACUGUUAUGUAGCAAGAGAGAGGAACUAUGACUGAAAUGGUAUAAUGGUAUAAUGGUAAAAUUAUUUGACAAUUUUAAAUCUGAUUUUAUGUUAACCAAAAUGUAAUUAACUAAGAAUGUAAUAUUUGUAGUAUUUUUACAAUUACAAGUUGGAGAGAAGAAAAAACUACAGUCAAAUAUACAUGUACAGUGAAACAACUUUAUCAAUCGGAGCAUUUCCUACUUGUAUAGUG